Messenger RNA from Phycodurus eques (leafy seadragon), 1170 nucleotides. Its product is annotated as transcription factor Sox-1a-like. The coding region runs from base 13 to 1170 and encodes 385 amino acids. The record is from RefSeq and is a predicted model, not a curated record. The transcript has a single exon. Gene Ontology annotation, molecular function: RNA polymerase II cis-regulatory region sequence-specific DNA binding; DNA-binding transcription factor activity, RNA polymerase II-specific. Gene Ontology annotation, biological process: anatomical structure morphogenesis; cell differentiation; regulation of DNA-templated transcription. NCBI's taxonomy places the organism in Eukaryota, Metazoa, Chordata, Actinopteri, Syngnathiformes, Syngnathidae.
CGAGCCGCUCCGAUGUACAGCAUGAUGAUGGAGACCGACCUCCACCCCCCCGGCCCCCAAACCAACGCGGCCGCGGGGCAAACGGGGCCCAACGCGGGCUCCAAGGCGAGCCAGGAGCGGGUGAAGAGACCCAUGAACGCCUUCAUGGUGUGGUCGCGCGGCCAGCGCAGGAAGAUGGCGCAGGAGAACCCCAAAAUGCACAACUCCGAGAUCAGCAAGAGGCUGGGGGCCGAGUGGAAGGUGAUGUCCGAGGCGGAGAAGCGGCCCUUCAUCGACGAGGCCAAGAGGCUGCGGGCCAUGCACAUGAAGGAGCACCCGGAUUACAAGUACCGUCCCAGGCGGAAGACCAAGACGCUGCUGAAGAAGGACAAGUACUCGCUGGCCGGCGGGCUGCUCUCCGGAGCCGGCGGCUGCGGCGGAGUGGGCUUGGGGGUCGGCGUGGCGUCCUCCUCGGCGGGCCAGCGGCUGGAGAGCCCGGGGGCGCCCCACGGAGGCUCGGCGGGCCCCGGCUACGCGCACGUGAACGGCUGGGCCAACGGCGCCUACCCGGGCCAAGUGGCGGCGGCCGCGGCGGCCGCCGCCAUGAUGCAGGAGGCGCACCUCGCCUUCGGCCAGCACCCGGGCGGAGGCGCGCACCACCUUAACCACCACCACCACCACCACGCGCACCCGCACCCGCAUGCCCACCACGCGCACCACCACGCGCACCACCACGCGCACAACCCGCCGCCGGUGCACCGCUACGACAUGAGCGCGCUCCAGUACAGCCCCAUCUCGAACUCGCAGAGCUACAUGAGCGCGUCCCCGUCCGGCUACGGCGCCCUCGGCUACGCGCAACACCAAGGCUCCGGCGUGUCCUCUUCGUCCUCCUCUUCGUCGUCGUCGUCGUCCUCCGCCGCCGCCGCCGCCGCCGCCGCCGCCGCGGCCGCCGCCUCCAUGGGCGCGCUGGGCUCGCUGGUCAAGUCGGAACCCAGCGUCAGCCCGCCGGUGAGCGCAGGGCCCCACGCGCGGGGCCCCUGCCCCGGGGACUUGCGGGAGAUGAUCAGCAUGUACUUACCCACCGGGGAGCCGGCCGACCCCGCCAUGCAGGGCCGCCUGCACGCCUUGCCGGCGCACUACCAGAGCGCCGCGGCCGGCGUCAACGGGACGGUCCCGCUCACGCACAUCUGA